UUAUCCUUAUCCCUUUCCACUUUCCUCCUGUCCAUUACACCAAAUAUUCCAUAUCAAUUUCUCCAUUAUUAUCACUUACACUUUGUCAAUUUUAUUUUCUGUCUUCUAGUUUUGGUUAACUUUGUAAAUUAUUUGUAAAUUUCAUCAAUGGCAGCUUCUGUUUCCUGCCACUAUUUUUCUUCCCCAUUAACAACUUCUACCAAAUCCAUAAAGCCUAAACUCAAUUACACCAAUUUUGCACCUGCUCUUAGUAAAGGAUCGAUUCGUCAUUCUGCUCCUUUAUGUUCUUCACAACGUUCGGCUCCUCCUGAAUUCCAAGAGAAAGAGAAAGAUUGGUUCUUGUCAUUGAAGAAAUGUGCAGCUGCAGUUGCAUUGUCAGUUAGUUUGAUAAGUGGACUACCUGGAUCGCAAUGGUUGGGUCCUGCUCAAGCGAGCACCCCAGCAUUGCCAGAUGUUUCUGUAUUGAUCUCAGGGCCACCAAUUAAGGAUCCAGGGGCAUUGUUGAGGUAUGCAUUGCCUAUAGACAGCAAGGCAAUAAGAGAAGUCCAGAAACCCCUCGAAGAUAUUACUGAUAGUCUCAAGAUUGCUGGUCUUAAGGCACUUGAUUCUGUUGAAAGAAAUACAAGACAAGCAUCACGAGCUCUCAAGGAAGGGAAAACCUUGAUUGUUUCAGGAGUAGCAAAGUCAAAGGCUGAUCACGCAAUUGAAUUGCUAAACAAACUAGAAGUUGGGUUAGGUGAGCUUCAACAAAUUGUUGAAGACAGGAAUCGAGAUGCUGUUGCACCUAAACAGAAGGAAUUGCUUAACUAUGUUGGAGGUGUUGAAGAGGAUAUGGUGGAUGGAUUCCCAUAUGAAGUACCUGAAGAAUAUCAAAAUAUGCCUUUACUGAAGGGAAGAGCAACUGUGGAUAUGAGGGUCAAAGUUAAAGACAAUCCCAACCUGGAGGAAUGCGUAUUUCGUAUUGUUCUAGAUGGCUAUAACGCUCCAGUUACUGCUGGAAAUUUUAUAGACCUGGUGGAGAGGCAUUUCUAUGACGGCAUGGAAAUUCAAAGAGCGGAUGGGUUUGUGGUCCAAACAGGAGAUCCUGAAGGUCCGGCCGAAGGUUUUAUUGACCCCAGUACUGAGAAAACCCGGACAAUACCUCUAGAGAUUAUGGUGGUUGGUGAAAAAGCACCAUUCUAUGGAGAAACCUUAGAAGAACUUGGUCUAUACAAGGCUCAAACAAGACUCCCUUUCAAUGCUUUUGGAACAAUGGCCAUGGCUAGAGAAGAAUUUGAGAACAACUCUGCCUCAAGCCAGGUGUUUUGGCUGUUGAAAGAAAGUGAGCUGACUCCUAGCAACGCCAAUAUAUUGGAUGGUCGAUAUGCUGUGUUCGGUUAUGUGACAGAAAAUGAGGACUUUUUGGCAGAUCUGAAGGUGGGAGAUGUGAUAGAAUCAGUACAAGUUGUGUCUGGCCUCGAUAAUCUUGUGAAUCCAAGCUACAAGAUUGCUGGUUAGACGAUGUCGUUUGAGUGACGAAUCGUAGGAAUUAAGACCUGCAUUGGGUUGUUCACAAAACUCUCUGAAGAGCAUAUUCUUAUCUUCAUCAUAUUAUAUUCAGCUAUUUCAGUUUCUUGCUUUAAAUUUCAUCUCAAGAUUGGAGUAAAAUAAUCUGAAUCCUCAUAUUAAGCCAAAAAGGUAUACCAUUUACCUUCCACUCAAUUCACUGCAAUAAUUUGUGAAUACUGAAACAUCAUCACUCGUGGUAUUCUUAAAUUUUAUUUUAUGAGUAAGGAAGAAUGAAAAUUUCAUUUGUAACCUCU
Molecule: messenger RNA, 1802 nt
Organism: Capsicum annuum
Lineage: Eukaryota; Viridiplantae; Streptophyta; Magnoliopsida; Solanales; Solanaceae
Product: peptidyl-prolyl cis-trans isomerase CYP38, chloroplastic
Biological process (GO): protein peptidyl-prolyl isomerization
Molecular function (GO): peptidyl-prolyl cis-trans isomerase activity
Source: RefSeq, a predicted model, not a curated record